Silurus meridionalis is the source of this 2451-nucleotide messenger RNA. RefSeq lists its product as uncharacterized. Lineage: Eukaryota; Metazoa; Chordata; Actinopteri; Siluriformes; Siluridae. The record is from RefSeq and is a predicted model, not a curated record. Gene Ontology annotation, molecular function: NAD+ binding.
GGGCGUGGCACGGCAGCUUCUCGGAUUGAUGUUUGAACGCACCCGCGUAGCUUUCCCGCGUUUAUUUCGAGUGACGUAUUUCCUGUCCAUGUGAUGUUGUCCGGUUGAGCUGUAAAACCGUUGUUAAAGUUUAAUUUUCUCGCGUUUCUCGGUGUGAUGCACGGCGUGAAUCUCAGCGCGGUGCUUUAGGAGAGGAGAACACUGAGCUGCUGGGGUUGUGGUUUUUGGGCUCUCAUCCUUGCACAUUUCCCUGCUUGCUGAUCAUCAAACCGGAGCUGCAGUCAUGAGCAAAGCAAAGAUAAACCGGGACAGACGGAACAACCAGCCUGGAUUCAGUAGAGUGACCCGCAGCUCCAUCAGCUUUCAGGAAUCCGCUUCAUCAUCUUCGCAGCAAACCAAACCCUCAGACUCCGUUCUACUUGAUGACCUGAGCCUCAUGAGAGUAAGCGAGCUGCAGGCCUCAUUAGCACGGAAAGGGAAGCUAUCAAAAGCAGGCACUGAUGUCAGUAAAAGCACGUCAGGUCGCUCCGUCCCACUGGGAGCUCUUGAGACUGUGGGCCGUCUAAUAAAGCUCGGUCGUGUGCGUAACGUGGUAGUGGUGGCUGGUGCUGGAAUCAGCACAGCCAGUGGCAUACCAGAUUUUAGAACACCUGGCACGGGCUUGUACGCCAACCUGAAAAAGUACAACCUUCCCUAUCCUGAAGCCAUCUUUAAUAUCGAUUACUUCUCCGAUGACCCUCGUCCUUUCUUCUCGCUGGCCAAAGAGCUGUACCCUGGCAGACAUCGACCCAAUUACAUCCAUUACUUUAUCCGCAUGCUGCACCAGAAAGGUCUGCUGCUCCGAAUGUACACGCAGAACAUCGACGGCUUGGAGAAAAUGUGUGGUAUUCCCGAUGACAAACUGGUAGAAGCUCAUGGAAACUUUGCAACAGCCUCCUGUCACUUGUGCUACCUCCUUUUCCUGCUGAUGAAGUUUUUUUUCCUUCCUCUAUCUCAGAAAGCCAUUAUGAGCGACAGCGUCCCCACAUGCUCGUUUUGUUCCGCCACAGUCAAGCCGAACGUCGUGUUUUUUGGCGAGGAUCUGCCUGAAACGUAUUUCCAACAUGAAACGGACUUCCCCAAAGCCGAUCUGCUCAUUAUCAUGGGCACUUCUUUAAAGAUUGAGCCCUUUGCCAGCCUGGUGAACACGGUAAAGCCCAGAGUUCCACGUCUGCUGCUUAAUCGACACGCAGUGGGACCGUUUGAGCAGAAACCCCUGAGGAGAGGAGACUAUGUGGAGCUGGGAGACCUGUUGGACUUGGUCCAAAGGCUCUCUGAGAUUGUGGGCUGGCACACAGAGAUUCAACACCUGAUGAAAAGCAAUGAGAACGGGGUUUUACCGAGCAUCCCCAUGGUGAUCUCCGGUUCUCACUUGGAGAGCGAACAGCAACACCGGGUCUGCUCCUGCAGCAACAGCGAAGAGAGCGACUCGUCAGAGACGGACAGCAAGAGCACUUGAGCUCUCGACAAACUCCAGUCACCUGCUGUUCCAGACGUCUACGCUUACUAUUCUCCUACCGGCCACGUUAUCCUGCUUUUUAUUGAAGGUGAUGUGUGGGUGUCUUUCUUGACAUGUCAAAGGCACUACGCUACCGCUGUAAAAAUUUCCUGGGAUAUUAAAAAAAUACUAAUUAAUAUAAAUAAUAGAAAAUAUUUAAUUAUCUACACAUUCACAACUUCUCUGUCCUAUGUAUGUUUUACAGUUUUAAACUUGAUGCAAGACAGAAAGUAGGAGAUUGUUGGACAUAACCAGCGGCAUAGGCAUGUCCCUGUAUGCGUGUUGGGUCAAAGUGUACUCUGUAGAACUUGGAGCAGGUCCAGCUCUGAGAGGACAGUGCUAAAUUAGCAUGGGAGGCGUGACCUCCUGAGUGUGUAGUGCCCCGCUGUGUGUGUUUUCACAGGCACUGCAGUCUCCAGGUCGGGGCCUCCCUCCAAAACUCUAAUAAAUGUCUCUGCUUGGCAACAAAGAACCAAUAUCCUGCUGCUGUGUGUGUGUGUGUGUUUGUGUGAGAAUGUGUAUUUGCUUCUUUGUGUCAGUGUGAGUAAAUGGUGGCCAGAGGGGUUGUGAGUGAGAGGACGGUCAUUUUGUUUGCCGGUGUGUAAUUACGAGAAAGCGAUCAUUACAUUUUGCACAGACGACGAAAUAAUGCUGUUGUUCUGAUCGUAUCCACUCACAUCUGCUUCUAGGUGCUUUUAUAAGUCAGUCAGUCAGAUUUGUUCAGUUUUAGAUUUACGUAUGGAAUUUUGGUUUUAAAAGUACUUUAGUGUCAUCCCUUAUUGGUUGUGUAAACUCUAGAUCUGAACUUUUUUUGGGUGCAACCUGGAAUUCCCAAAUGCUGCUUUUUUUUUUUUAAAUGACAUGCAUUGUAUCUGUUUAUUGUUUUCUGUAUUAAAAUUUUGCCUGCCUCUUCA